Molecule: messenger RNA, 3417 nt
Organism: Pieris macdunnoughi
Lineage: Eukaryota; Metazoa; Arthropoda; Insecta; Lepidoptera; Pieridae
Source: the annotation of a GenBank genome assembly
AUGAUGAAGAGACGAACGUCGAAGCGGUUCGUACUUGGUGAUACGACCACAGAUGAUACAAAUUAUGAUGAUGAAGCCUUGGAUGUGAUUCCUAGUGAGAUAGUUCAGAAGUUUCAAAUGACUCUAGAAGCUGAUGCUGAGGCAAAUGAUGAGAAUAAGGAUGAAAAACAAGAACAGGAUAAUAAAUUGCUGAGAUUACCAAAGCCUACAUUGACGCCGUCAAUGUCUCAAGGAACUGUGAUUCACAGCCAACGGUUCCAAGAGAAAGACUUCACAGUAGCCACACCAGAGGAGUUUGUCCGGAGAUUCCAAGGAACAAAAGCAAUAAACAAAGUUCUGAUUGCCAACAAUGGUAUAGGUGCUGUAAAAUGUAUGAGAUCAAUACGAAGAUGGUCCUACGAAAUGUUCAAGAACGAGAGGGCUGUGCGCUUUGUUGUUAUGGUAACACCAGAAGAUUUAAAAGCAAAUGCAGAAUAUAUCAAAAUGGCUGAUCAUUAUGUCCCAGUACCUGGCGGGUCUAAUAACAAUAACUAUGCCAAUGUUGAGUUGAUAGUUGACAUAGCUACUCGAACUCAAGUUCAGGCGGUAUGGGCCGGUUGGGGCCACGCGUCAGAGAACCCAAAACUCCCCGAACUUCUUCACAGAGCUGGAGUAGUCUUUAUAGGUCCACCUGAAAAAGCUAUGUGGGCUCUCGGUGAUAAGAUUGCCUCAUCCAUAGUAGCUCAAACAGCUAAUAUACCUACACUACCAUGGAGUGGUAGUGAAUUGAAAGCCGAAUACAACACAAAGAAAAUAAAAAUUUCGUCAGAAUUAUUUGCUAGAGGCUGUGUGACUACGCCUGAACAGGGAUUGCAAGCUGCGACUAAAAUCGGAUUCCCUGUGAUGAUUAAGGCAUCAGAAGGUGGUGGUGGAAAGGGUAUUAGGAAAGUAGAAAACCCAGAUGACUUCAACAAUAUGUUCCGACAGGUCCAAGCUGAAGUACCUGGUUCACCGAUAUUUGUGAUGAAGUUAGCGAAGUCAGCUCGUCACUUGGAAGUACAACUAUUGGCUGAUCAGUAUGGUAACGCGAUAUCACUCUUUGGCCGCGACUGUUCCAUACAAAGACGUCACCAGAAGAUCAUCGAAGAAGCUCCCGCCGCUAUUGCUAAGCCAGACGUGUUUAUCGAAAUGGAAAAGGCCGCUGUUCGUUUAGCAAAAAUGGUGGGUUAUGUGAGCGCUGGUACGGUGGAAUACUUAUACGACCCAAUAGCUGGACAAUAUUACUUCCUGGAGCUGAAUCCUCGUCUCCAAGUAGAGCAUCCUUGCACUGAGAUGGUCGCUGAUGUCAAUCUACCCGCUGCACAGUUACAGAUUGCUAUGGGUCUCCCCCUAUACCAGAUAAAGGACAUUCGUCUUCUCUAUGGGGAAUCCCCGUGGGGUAGCUCUCAGAUUGAUUUCGAUGAACCCGUACAAAGACCAUCUCCUUGGGGUCACGUUAUUGCUGCUAGGAUCACUUCUGAGAAUCCUGAUGAAGGUUUCAAACCAUCGUCUGGUACAGUCCAAGAGCUGAACUUCCGCUCGUCGAAGAACGUGUGGGGUUACUUCAGUGUCGCCGCUUCUGGUGGUCUUCACGAGUUUGCUGAUUCCCAAUUUGGGCAUUGUUUCUCGUGGGGAGAGACAAGGGAACAGGCUAGAGAAAACCUAGUGAUAGCACUCAAAGAGUUGAGCAUCCGUGGUGACUUCCGUACUACAGUGGAGUAUCUCAUCACCCUCUUGGAGACGCAGGCUUUUCAGGAAAAUAAUAUUGACACGGCAUGGUUGGAUGCGUUGAUCGCUGAAAGGGUGCAAUCGGAGAAGCCUGAUGUGAUGUUAGGAGUCCUUUGCGGUUCCAUACUAAUCGCUGACAGCAUCAUUACUACGCACUUCCAGGAGUUCAAGAGCGCUCUAGAAAAGGGUCAGAUCCAGAGUGCAAGCCAGCUUUCAAACACAGUUGAAGUAGAGUUGAUCCAUGGUGGAAACAAAUACAAGGUCCAAGUGACCAAAUCGGGUCCGACCAGUUAUUUCCUUGCCAUUAAUGGGAGUUUCAAGGAAUUGGAGGUUCAUAAAUUGGCUGAUGGAGGCACACUUCUUUCCGUGGACGGUGCAUCAUACACGAGUUAUCUUAAAGAAGAAGUCGAUAAAUACCGUAUUGUUAUUGGAAAUCAGACCGUUGUCUUCGAAAAGGAAAAGGACCCUUCGAAUUUACGAGCGCCAUCUGCAGGGAAACUUAUCAAUUGCCUGGUGGAAGAUGGUGGACAUGUAGAUAAGGGGCAACCGUACGCGGAGAUUGAGGUAAUGAAAAUGGUGAUGACUCUAUCAGCUCCGGAAGCCGGUAACGUCAGCUGGUGUAUGAGACCUGGUGCUGUACUAGAUCAGGGAUCACUUAUGGGCACUUUGGAGCUAGAUGACCCCUCGCUAGUAACGACGGCUGUGCCCUACAAGGGUCAGUUCCCACUGGGCGACAAUACAUCUCUUUCUGAGAAACUGAAUCAAGCGCACAUCAAAUAUAGAGUUAUUUUGGAGAAUACAUUGGCCGGUUUUUGUCUUCCGGAUCCAUACAACACGCCCCGUUUGAGAGAAGUAGUGGAAAAGUUCAUGCAAAGUCUUCGUGAUCCUUCUCUACCAUUAUUGGAACUACAGGAGGUACUAUCAUCUACUUCCGGUAGAAUUCCUCUGUCCGUGGAGAAGAAAGUCCGGAAGUUAAUGGCGUUGUAUGAGCGAAAUAUCACAAGUGUGCUCGCGCAGUUCCCCAGCCAGCAAAUCGCUAGCGUUAUUGAUCAUCAUGCUGCAUCUCUCACGAAACGCGCAGAUCGUGAUGUAUUCUUCAUGAGCACACAGGCUUUAGUUCUGCUCGUACAGAGAUAUAGAAACGGUAUCCGUGGACGUAUGAAGGCAGCUGUGCAUGAUCUAUUGAAGCAAUACUAUCAAGAUGAAAGUCACUUCCAACUCGGUUCAUACGACAAAUGCGUGAUGGCGCUCCGUGACCGAUACAAGGAUGACAUGCAGGUCGUUGCCAAUAUUAUAUUCUCGCACAACCAAGUUGCUAAGAAGAAUUUAUUGGUAACAAUGCUGAUCGACCACCUUUGGUCCAACGAGCCGGGUUUGACGGACGAACUAGCGGCCACUCUCAACGAACUCACUUCGUUACAUCGCGCCGAACACAGCCGAGUGGCGCUUAGAGCGAGACAGGUUUUAAUAGCAGCCCAUCAACCGGCGUACGAAUUACGUCACAACCAAAUGGAGUCGAUAUUCUUGUCAGCAGUUGACAUGUACGGUCAUGACUUCCAUCCGGAGAAUCUUCAAAAGCUUAUUCUUUCUGAGACAUCCAUAUUCGAUAUACUCCAUGACUUCUUCUACCACACAAACGCUGCGGUAAGUAGAUUUUAUGAUUUACAAUAG